GGGCAUUUCGCUCUAUUAAAAAAGAAUCUGUUUGCAGUAUUGGUGGUUCUCUCUUCGCUCUUCUCUCUCUGGUUUUCUCUGCGAAUUUUCUUGCUUUUUCUUUCUCUUCUUUCCGGGUAACCAAACAGAGAUAUUUGGGUGAAACUUGACGAGAAUUGAACAAAUCAAUGCUGAGGAUCUGCAGGUACAUUUUCGGGGAUGUGAAGGUGCUUUCACGAGGAAUUUCUUGGUGGUGGAUUGUAACUUGUGAAAAUUGGCUAUAUCCCAUUGAGAUUUAUAGAUAGAAGGUCACAGAAUUUAAGUUUCGCAGAUACAUUUUGAAGAGAUUUACGCAGCUAUAGAGGGAAAUUGGUCAAUUUCCUUGCUGAUUAUAGAAUACAAGGAUCAGUUUCAUGAUAUACAAAGAUCUGAAUCUGACAUGAGAGUCGAGGAUGUAAGCUUUGAAAUGUCAACAUUCAGCUGAAAAUCUGACCUAGAUUCACAUAUUACCUUGCCUGAGGACUUAACGAAGCAAAAUUUGUUGUGAUUCACCGUGUUUAUAAUGUCAAAAUCUGGGUAACUCACUUUCGUCUGAGAAAAAAAUCAGCUUUCCCAGGUGUUAAAUUCAUUUGAGAAUAACAGAUUUCUUCCGCGAGUUGAAGUUUCAGGUGUGCAACAAAAGAUGGAAAAGGACUCUUUGAAAAGCAAUAAUAAUGUUAACACCAAUAAUACCCACAAAACCGGAGAUGAUUUGUUAAGGGCCGUUUCAGAGACUACCAAACAAACGACGUCGGAUUUUGUCUUGCAGUGGGGUAACCGGAAGCGCCUGAGGUGCAUGAAGGUCCAGGUGAAGGACGACUCCAACUCUUCGGUUCAUCGAACCACGGUUCGGGUGGACCGUAGGGUCGUUAGAGCUGAUAAAGAGGCUUCUAAUCAGCCAAGUACCACCAGAAAUACUAAUCAAAGCAAUGGCUAUUUGAAUCUCCGGCAGCGUCCUUCCUCGCCACAGCCACCGCCACCUCCACCUCCGCGUGUUCUCAGGAAUUCUGAGAAUUCUAGUGCCAUGAGAGGCCAGAGUAACGGUGGUGUGAGAGGCCUUGCUUCUCCCGAUAAGGGUACGCACGAUAGGAGAGGCAUAACCACCGCCAACAACUACGCCCACCACAACCACAACAGCAACCAUGAUAAUAAUAGCAAAUCUGGGGCAUCUUCCGAGACAGCGCAUGAUAGCAAGAAAGGUGGGUCGUCUUCAGGUAGCGGUGAGGCUGCACCUACUGUCUGGCCACCCAAGUUUGUGAUUGCUUUAACUAACAAAGAGAAAGAGGAAGAUUUCAUUGCCUUUAAGGGUUCAAAGCUGCCACAGAGACCCAAGAAGAGGGCCAAGUUCAUUCAACGCACUCUCAAUCUUGUGAGUCCAGGGUCAUGGCUAUGCGAUCUAACACUAGAACGGUAUGAAGUCAGGGAGAAGAAAAUCUCCAAGAAGAGACCAAGAGGGUUGAAAGCUAUGGGUAAUAUGGAAUCUGACUCCGAGUGAAUGCAAAACCUCGUGCAAGAACUAAAACGAGAAUGCAAAGCCUCUUGGGAUCAAUACAUAUGAUAAGGAUAACGACGCAACGACGGCGACUGCUACCACCAGUUGUAGAAAGCGGUUUAUUUUUGACGGAGGAUGUUGAGUAAAUGUUGGUAGUGUGUAAAUCAUCUCCUUUCAGGUGCUCUAAGAAUGAAAGGAUGAAUUUUCAACCAUAUGUAUUUAUGUUCUGUAUGAUCAAGCCCUCUAAUUUCAACUUGCAUCCAUUCCUUUGCUUACUCAAUCUAACGAGGUCUAUCAUUUAUUCUCAAGUGCAUUUUAUUAUUGCAAAGUGAAAGGGGGAUUGGAUGAUUUUGUAUUUUAUCAAUAUGGAAAUUGAGCAAACAUCUUCCUCAAGAA
Messenger RNA from Hevea brasiliensis (rubber tree), 1906 nucleotides. RefSeq lists its product as uncharacterized. The coding region runs from base 662 to 1513 and encodes 283 amino acids. The record is from RefSeq and is a predicted model, not a curated record. Lineage: Eukaryota; Viridiplantae; Streptophyta; Magnoliopsida; Malpighiales; Euphorbiaceae. The transcript is spliced from 8 exons.